Meleagris gallopavo (turkey) is the source of this 3287-nucleotide messenger RNA. RefSeq names its product trans-golgi network protein 2 (gene TGOLN2). NCBI's taxonomy places the organism in Eukaryota, Metazoa, Chordata, Aves, Galliformes, Phasianidae. The record is from RefSeq and is a predicted model, not a curated record.
UAGCCGGGUGAGAGGAGCAGGGUCGGCAUGGCGCUGCGGCUGCUCUCGCUUCUGCUGCUGCUGCUGCUUGGCAUCGCUGCCGAGACCGCAAACCGGGGUAGUGCCGGGACCGGGGCCGGGGCUGCAGGUGGGGAGCAGGGAUCAGAGCGCUCAGAGUCCACCAAGAGCACUUCAGGAAGCAUUGGAGAAGGCAGCAACGCACAUUAUGGAGAUAAUGGAGGGACAAUAGGUGAGAGGGGAGGAGGUGCAGGUGGUGCAGAUCAAAGGAAAGACCUGGGAAAGGAUGAGGGGAACCAGCCCGAAGGGACAGGAAAACAAGAAGAGAAAGAGAAACAAAGCCCUGAGGGCCAAGGCACCAGCCAGAGCAACAGCAACAAUGACAAUCAGGCUGGCAGUAAUACUGCUAGCCAACCCAACACCCAGAAGAACAGCGACAGCCAAACUGACCCCCAUGGUGAUGAGCACGAGCAAAGCAGCCCCAACAACGACCAUCAGAACAAGACCGACAGCCAGGGCAAUCAGGCCAAGCAAAAUGGCAACACCAGUGGCCAAAAUGGCCUGGAAAAUGGCAACACUGAUGGCCAAAAUGGACCAAAAGGUGGCGACACCAGUGGCCAGAAUGGCCAGGAGAAUGGCAACACCGUUGGCCAAAAUGGCCAGAAAGACCAUGGUAACAGCACCAACGGCCAGACCAACGACCACCACGACAGCACCAACAGCCAGACCAACGACCACCACGACAGCACCAACGGCCAGACCAACGACCACCACGACAGCACCAAUGGCCAGACCAACGACCACCACGACAGCACCAAUGACCAGACCAACGACCACCACGACAGCACCAAUGGCCAGACCAACGAACAACCUGGCAAUACCAACAGCCAGACCAACCAACAGCGCGACAGCACCAACAACCAGGAUGACCAGCAAGGCAGCAGCAACCAGGAACGUGACAAUGCCAACACACAGGACGUCAGUCAGGGCACCCAGGCAGGGUCAUUGGGAAAUAACGGCCAGUCCUCACAGUCAGUUUCAUCUGCUCAUGACACCGAAGGCUCUCCAGAUGGUGAUGAACUCCCUGAGGAAGAGGAUGGGAUUAGAAAUGGUAAUGGUGCUGCCUUGUUAAAUAAGGAGAGAGAGAAGAGUGUUCCCAUUUCUCCGGGGGAGAAAUCAGAGAACAGCCACUUCUUUGCCUAUCUGGUGACCACGGCUAUUAUUGUCGCUGCUCUGUAUGUUGCCUAUCACAACAAACGGAAGAUCAUUGCUUUUGCCCUGGAAGGGAAGCGAUCGAAGGGCGGCCGGCGGCCCAAAUCCGGCGAUUAUCAGCGGCUGGAUCAGAAGAUCUAGAUUCCUCCUCAGGUGUUUAGUGAAAGAAAGGUGCUUGGUGACGAUGAGACCAGAAUGGUGGCACAUCACCGGCUGGCUGCCCUGCUGUAGCACUGAAUCGUAGCUUUGCUGUCAUCUUCAGAUCUCGGAGAGCAGGAGGAAGGGGAAAUGCUUUUACUUUUUGCACCUGCACCUUGGUAAUGUUCGACUUCUCACUUCCUUAAAAUGUGUUUCUCCUUUUCCCAACGGCCUGAAUCAGUUUCUGCUUGGGUGUCUGGCUUCUGGACCGUGGCCCAAGAGAAGCCAGCUCUGGCACUUGACAGAACGUUUGUGUCCAAAUGAAAUGGGAUUUUCCAUCUACUGUACUGAUGUCUCCUCUUGAAAAAAAAUUCGCCUGCAAAAUGAGCCAUCUGAUUCUCUCCUUUCAGAGUCAUAGAGCUGCCCUGGUAACCAGCACCGUGCUGCUGGAGGCACAGACAUUCUCUUUCUCUGUCCAUUGUAUUUGGAUGCUAAAGUUUGGAGCGUGAUUGCACUAGCUUGGAAAUGAUCUGCCAAGGACUCUGUUUUGAUUUAUUUCUUUUCUUCCUCUCUGCUAUGAAGGCAAUGUUAGCUUCACAUCACUUCUCACUUUAAUGCACACCUUUUGGGAGCGCUGGAGCUGCCUUCAACCCUCUGGUUGUAUCUUAGACUUCCUUACUUGCCCUAUGGCAGUUGUGCUCCAUGUGGCUCUGUUCCCUCGUGGUCCUCACAGCUGAGAUGCUUGCACUAAUGAGGACAAUUAGUUUGAUGCUGUGAAAGCGAGCUACUCAGGCUUAUGAAGUUCUGUGCCGUAUAGCUGCAGUGCUGGAGCAAAUUUCACCUCAAAAGAUGACUCUCUUCCCUGUUGUUAAAAUGUCAUCGUCUUGAUGCAGAGUGGUUGAUAGUCCUGAAGCAUUUGGGAUGAAUGAAACUUGCAGUUAUUCAAACCUCUUCCUCUGCUUCAGUACUGAGGCUCCUCAGCAGGAAAGGCACAGCUCCUGCACUGAGGUGUUUCCCAGGCAGCUGCUCUGUGAGCAGAAGGGUUUGUCCUACAGCUCCCAAACCUCUCUCUGCUCUUUUGCUGCUCUGUGCUCCCCCUGCUUUGGGAGCUUUAAUGUGGUUGAAUGUACACCUCACCAGCAGCUUAUUGCUGUUUUCUCAGCGUCACUGUGGGGCACUUAAAUGAAGGCCUGGGAUGUGCUAGCACUGGUUGUAUUGAAGGCUGCAAAACACGUUGAUUCCUGAGCUGUGGCUGUUUUGCUGGUCUUAUUUUUGUAGUUCUGCUCCAAAGAUAUUUACUUGAGACAGGGCACUUCCGAAGGAUGUGUGUAAAGUGCCUGCCUAGCUUCUUAGUUUGUUUUUCUUAUCUGGGCAGAAAACGUGGCUCAUGGAGGGCUCUCCGUGUGGGUUCACAUCCCCCCCAGAGCUGCACAGAGGAGUCCUGUCCCCCCUGUGAGGCCGGGGGAGCCGCCUGUCCCCAGCCCUGCACGAAGUGUGACCCUCCCCCAGCUGCAGGGUGACGAGGGCGGGAAUUUCCCUUGUCUGGCCAUGAAGGCUGCAGCUGUGUUCUGGUUUUCCAGCACAAAGGGAGAGAGGGAGAAAGCCCCUCUUCCCUUGAACCUCUGGGAAUGGCUCCUAGUGUUUUUUUCCCUUUUAAUGCUGUUAGGAUUUAUGCAAUGUGUUUCAAACCGGUCAAGGAGCGUGAAGCCUUUUCCUUUUGGCCGUGGCACAUUUCUGAAUGGAUGGUAUCUGUGGGUACGUGAUUUUUCUCCAGGUGGGGCUGCUCCUGGGCCCGCUGCCUUGCUGGUGCGAAGCAGCGCACAGCUUGUUUCCUGCUGCAGUGCAACGCAACUUGCUUUGAAGGACCAGAAUUUUUAUAUUUCUUUGUACUUUUUUUUUCCCCUGUGUGGUAAAGUCAAUAAAUGAUUUAAAAAAAUACA